Messenger RNA from Closterium sp. Yama58-4, 576 nucleotides. The record is from the annotation of a GenBank genome assembly. Lineage: Eukaryota; Viridiplantae; Streptophyta; Zygnematophyceae; Desmidiales; Closteriaceae.
AUGACGGAUGCCAAAGACGGCAUUUCCCUGUUUGCUCACGCGUCUGGCACUGCCCCUGAACCUGCUACUGAUGCUUGUGCGCUCGACCGCUCACAGUGGCAGACUCGCGAUGCUGCUGCACGCCUCGCUAUUCGCAAUCACCUGCCGAUCCCCGAGCGCGCGCAUUUUAGCCAGCACAAGACUGCUAAGGCACUGUAUGAUGCUCUAGUUGCGCGCUACUCCUCCCCGGCCACUGCAGCCCUAGGGGUGCUCCCCCUCCCCCCUUACCCCUCCUACGCCUCUGCUGCUGCUGCUGUCGACUUCCUUGGUGCUGAGGAGGUCGGGGCUGCUUCCGCUCCUAGUAGGAAGCGCGGCAGCGCACGGGCCAGGGGGGUUGGCAGGGGUGGUGGGGGUGGCGGUGGAGGGGUCGGUGGUGGUGGUGGCGGGCGAGGUGGAGGAGGUGGGGGUGUUAGAGGCGGUGGUGGAGGUGGUGGGAGUGGUGGUGGUACCGGGAGCAGUGGCGGUGGCACCGGCGGUGGUGGGGGAGGAGCCGGUAGUGGUGGCAGCAGCGGUGGCAAGGGACAGCAGCAGCAGUAG